Messenger RNA from Akanthomyces muscarius, 1179 nucleotides. RefSeq lists its product as uncharacterized. Gene Ontology annotation, molecular function: proton-transporting ATPase activity, rotational mechanism. Gene Ontology annotation, cellular component: vacuolar proton-transporting V-type ATPase, V1 domain. The record is from RefSeq and is a predicted model, not a curated record. Bases 1 to 1179 code for a protein of 392 amino acids. Gene Ontology annotation, biological process: proton transmembrane transport. The transcript is spliced from 5 exons. NCBI's taxonomy places the organism in Eukaryota, Fungi, Ascomycota, Sordariomycetes, Hypocreales, Cordycipitaceae.
AUGUCGGCCAAAUACGCUGUAGUCUCACUACCCCUCAGCGCCUUUGACUCGAGCGACCGCGAGGAUGCUCUAUCGUCUCUCCGCGGCACCGUCGCCGAAAAUGGCAAUGUUGUACCCUUCAAGAUCCCCGACUUCAAAAUUGGCACACUCGACGGACUGGUGCAACACGCCGAUGACCUGGCCAAGCUUGAGGCCAACUGCGAGGUCGUCGUAGCCAAGGUUGCCGACUCUUUAGGCUCUGUACUCGGAGGCGACCCAGACCGACUGGCUUCCUACAAGAUGGUCAAUGAUAAGCCCACCGACCAUUAUAUCAGCAACUUUAGCUGGAACAAGGUCCGAUAUCGUUCUGACAAAUCUCUCAAUGAGCUCAUCGAUACACUCCAAAAGGAGUUGGUAACCGUUGACAGCGACGUCAAGACCAAGUUUAACCAAUACAACGCUGUCAAGACAAACCUUGCUUCUCUGCAGCGAAGACAACAGGGAAAUCUCGCGACCAAGUCCCUGGCCCCCAUUGUCGACCCCUCAUUACUCGUCACCGAUUCGGAAUAUCUAGAAACCCACCUGAUUGCCGUGCCCAAAAACUUCAAAAAAGACUUUCUCAAGGAGUACGAGACGCUCGCGCCUAUGGUUGUCCCACGUUCCUCUGUCGAGAUUGAUCAAGACGACGAAUUCAUCCUCUUUGGCGUCACAACGUUUAAGAAACACAGCGCCGAGUUCCUGCAAAAGUGCCGUGAGCAGAAGUGGACGCCUCGCCAAUUUAAGUAUGUCGAGGGUGGCCGCGAAGAGGAGCAGCGCGAGCUGGAUCGUGUAACCAACGAGGAACGCAAGGUCUGCGGCGAGGCUCUGCGCAUGGGACGCACUGGCUGGAGCGAAAGUGUCAUGGUCUGGAUGCACGUCCUGACACUACGGGUAUUUGUCGAGGCAGUCCUCAGAUACGGUCUGCCUCUGGAAUACUUGUCGGCGUUGGUCAAGACAACAACGAAGCAGUCGGACAAGGUCAAGACAGCACUGGACAACAAAUAUGCAUUCUUGGGUGGCAAUGCCUUUGGGCGGGAUAAGCGUGGACGAGUUACAAAGGAUGACGCCGCAUUCAGCUCAGAAAUGGCGGCGGCAGGACUGGCGACAGGCGAAGGCAAUGAAUACACGGCAUACGUGUACUACCAGGUGGAAUUUCCCUAG